Molecule: messenger RNA, 2226 nt
Organism: Pezoporus flaviventris
Lineage: Eukaryota; Metazoa; Chordata; Aves; Psittaciformes; Psittacidae
Gene: PPP1CC
Product: protein phosphatase 1 catalytic subunit gamma
Exons: 8
Coding region: 234-1151 (305 amino acids)
Cellular component (GO): cytoplasm; nucleus
Molecular function (GO): protein serine/threonine phosphatase activity
Source: RefSeq, a predicted model, not a curated record
GAGCCGCGGGGAGGGGUCCGCCCGGCCGCUGAGAGGCGAUGGCGGAUAUAGACAAGCUCAACAUCGACAGCAUCAUCCAACGGCUGCUGGAGGCUUGUUUCAGUAUUAUACAUUUGGAGGAGAUGAGCGUUCAUAAAUCAGGCUUCCAAAUGUUUCCUGACAAGAUCUUCUGAGAGAUGGUUCAUGCAACGCAAGGUGUUACCUGAGGUUGCAUCAGCUGCCAGAACUCUGAAAUGCGAGGAUCAAAACCAGGCAAAAAUGUCCAGCUUCAAGAGAAUGAAAUCAGAGGAUUGUGCUUGAAAUCCAGAGAAAUCUUUCUGAGUCAGCCUAUUCUACUAGAACUUGAAGCUCCACUGAAAAUAUGUGGUGAUAUCCAUGGACAGUACUAUGACUUGCUUCGACUCUUUGAAUAUGGAGGCUUUCCACCAGAAAGCAACUACCUGUUCCUUGGUGAUUAUGUUGACAGAGGAAAACAAUCUUUAGAAACCAUUUGUCUUCUAUUGGCCUACAAAAUUAAAUAUCCAGAGAAUUUUUUCCUCCUCAGAGGAAACCAUGAAUGUGCCAGCAUCAAUAGAAUUUAUGGGUUUUACGAUGAAUGUAAGAGAAGAUACAAUAUUAAGCUGUGGAAAACCUUCACAGAUUGUUUUAACUGUUUACCAAUUGCAGCUAUUGUGGAUGAGAAAAUAUUCUGCUGUCAUGGGGGCCUGUCACCAGACCUUCAGUCAAUGGAACAGAUCAGACGAAUCAUGCGCCCCACUGAUGUACCAGAUCAAGGUCUGCUCUGUGAUCUCCUGUGGUCUGACCCUGACAAGGAUGUCUUGGGAUGGGGUGAAAACGACAGAGGAGUGUCCUUCACAUUUGGUGCUGAAGUGGUUGCUAAAUUUCUCCAUAAACAUGACUUGGAUCUCAUAUGUAGAGCUCAUCAGGUUGUUGAAGAUGGGUAUGAGUUUUUUGCAAAAAGACAAUUGGUAACUCUCUUCUCUGCCCCAAAUUACUGUGGAGAAUUUGAUAAUGCGGGUGCCAUGAUGAGUGUGGAUGAAACUCUAAUGUGCUCUUUUCAGAUUUUGAAACCUGCAGAGAAAAAGAAGCCCAAUUCCAGCCGACCUGUAACACCUCCCAGGGGCAUGAUCACAAAACAGGCAAAGAAAUAGUCACUUUGGCACUGCCUUGCUGGGACUUGUAUCAUAGUAUAUAACCUCCAUUUUUAACACUGUCAUGUGUACUGUUCAGCUUGCUCAAAAUAGAUAAUGUGUUUGUGGUUUUACUUUUGAUUUGAUGAAUGGCAUUUGCUGGUUGUACCAGCAAAUGAAAGACUUUCUUUUUCUCCCUCCCAGGAAGAAAGUUUUAAACUGUCCUUUUGCUGGUGUUACAGCUGUGCUCCACAGUGUCCCACAUUCGGGGUAAUCCUACAGCCGACUUCCUGACCUGUACAAUGAGUAGUGUAAAUGCUUGUUUUCUUCUUUAGGAUCUAAAGAGGGCACUGGUGUGCUGUGAGAGUAGAGAUUUGUUACUGUCAGAAAUUACAUACUGUUUAUACAGACCACUGUGAACUUUUUUUUUUUUACAUUUUUUGUUUUAAAGGGAUUUUCUUUUAAUGUCGUGUCACGUACACGUUUGUUUCAUUGCUGUCAACAUUAGAAAUAACCUUCAGCCUCACCAGGCUUGCUGGGAUGAUGUAUAUUUAAUUCAGACACUCCCCCCUCUCCGUACACUUCCAAUGAGAAUUAAAGCCAUCAUUUUAAGUGUUUGUGUCUCUUUCCUGAAGCCAAAGUUCGCUUUGCCUGUGACCCACCUCGCCGAGCUGGCAGGGCUCUCCUUUCAUCCCACCUUCCUCUUGGAGACGGAAGGAAGUGCCGACUCAAAAUAGCAAGUAGAAACGCUGUGCUGUUGGUCCUGCUGUGCUCACAGUGAACACGUUUUUGUACAGUUCCCGUGUGGUCGAUCGAGUGGAGCAUUUUCCAGCGGCGGCCGUGUCGGACGGACGGGAGCUACGGAGGUGGCUCUGGAUCUGCCGGAACGGGGUUUGUGCAUUUUAGCCUAAAGACUUUGUUCUACGAACGUAGACAAUGGCUUGGGAAGCCAACCAGGGGCGUCGAUCUCGAUCUCCAGUUUCUAUGAAUCUCUCACAGAAUCUUGUUUUUUAAAUACUGUUAAUCUUUUUUGGACGGAUAACAGUGUACAAUACCAUGUAGUGAAAAUCACUUAUUAAAUGAAGAAGUUGUUAAA